Messenger RNA from Linum trigynum, 3328 nucleotides. The record is from the annotation of a GenBank genome assembly. Lineage: Eukaryota; Viridiplantae; Streptophyta; Magnoliopsida; Malpighiales; Linaceae.
CAGAACUAGAAUUGCAAUCCCAUUUCGGUAAAAAAAACCCUAGCAGUUGAUGAGGCACUAGAGAGAGCACAAUUGAACUUCAGGGAGGGAAACAAAAUAGCAAUUUCCCAAGUUAAACAGAUGAUGAAGCAAGUAAUUAAGUUGCAGGCUCCCACCAGAGAGGGGGAAAACCGAUUACCCAUUGAGGAAGACAACAGUGCCGAGGCGGAAAAAGAUGGCGAGAGCCGCUCCUGCAACAUCCAAGCCCUUGUCGGGUCGGAUAGCAAACCGCUUUGGCUCCGACGUCUUGAAACCGGCCGGGGCAGCAAAUGAAGGCGCUGCUGAUUGUUCUUCUCUUCUAGUGGCUGCGGUCGUGGCGCCGGAGCUCGGAGGUGUAUCCGACAACGACGAGGAGGCCCUGGUUACGGGAAUGGAGGUUCUGAUACCGGCAGGAACACUGCCGCGGCGGGAAAUUGUUCAGAGGAAUGGAAACUGCGAGACGUUGAUCACUCCGGCCAUUGCUCGCGGAUUAAAGUACAGCGCUGGACUGGAGCGCUGGUUCUGAUGAGUGAUUGGUAGCUGCCGAAGCAGUGGAGAAAGAGUUCGGUGGUUGUGUGCCGUUGUUCGUAGAAAAGUUUGACUUCAUCGUUUCAGGGAUGAUGAUUGAAUGGAGAUUAUGACAGGUAAUUUAGAUAUCGUUUGUGUGAUAUAUUUAUCACACAAAUACAAAACAUUAUGGGGUCGUUUAGUAGUUGUGAUUGUUAGAGUUGUGUUUGUUGAAUACAUGUAUUGUGCACAAUAUAAUGUUUGGAAGUGCUAAAAUGUAUAACAAUGCAUACAUUGUUUUAGGUAGGCCUCACCAAUAAUCACAAAAAAUAAUGCACUAUACAAUCUCAACUAAAAGUUGAGAUUGUUGUUUUUAUAUUUUUGUCAACUUUUUCAUUUCAUUUAUAUCCCUAACUAGCGUUGUGACCGGCCUUUGGUUGGGGUAACAUUUAUAUUGUUUUAUCGCUUAUGAUUUUUGUGACAUGUUUGGGUAACAGUUAUAAUGUUUUAUCGCCUAUGAUUUUUGUGACAUGUUUGAUUUCACUUUCAUUGCCACAGAAUAUGUAGUGAUAGUAGAUUCUGACCCUAUUCAUGCGAUCUAUCUACUCCGACUUCUUUGGAGUGAGAAUUAUCAUACCACAAUAGCGUGGGGGAGGACAUUUGUACUACUUUCGCUAUGCCUCAUCCUGUUCCGUCAUGUUUUCGACCUGUUUUUAUCAUUGUUUGCAAUAUCAAUGAGAAACAAAGUUUCGGAAUUCCCUUCCUAAAAAAAAUCGUAAUUCCGUUUGGAGCUUGAUGCGGCCACGCCUUUAAUUGGCGGUGUCGUUUUGGCACAUAAGUUAGCAUUGCUAUUGCGAUUUGCGAAUGCUAAUAGCAAGUUUUAUUUCUGCAACUUUCACACUGGUUGUAGUAUGCACCAUAAUACCAUUUCGAAGAGUUUUGUUUCAGAACCUUCUUAUGUUGGCGAAUCAACGUUCUCAUCCUAAUAACAACAGAUAAAUACAUAAUGCAUAUGAGUAAUGUAGUUUAAUGCAAAACAUCAAACGGAAGGAAUUCUUCUAAACAAAUGAACGAAACUGCAAGCAUGGCUUUUCUUAAAAAUUUGCUGAUAGACUCAUAAGUUAGAUUACAGAACAAAUAGAAGGAAAUUUAGCAAACGAGCAAGGUUCGCAUUAUGUUUGUGGAGGGUGCCCUUGUUGUGCUUUCCAAGUACGGAGAAAAGCCAUUAACAUUAAUUCAGGAGAAAAUGUAAUAGGAUAAUUCAUUGGAAAUUAAACACCAAAUGCAACUCUGACAUUAUGCAGAAAACACGCAACCAUGACACAGAAAGCCCACGUAGUAAGUGAGAGUUAAGAACAUUCUAAAACAUAUUUCUCUGAUUCCACUGAACCUCCAAUAGACCAUAGUUUGUAGAAUGGUAAUCACUCUAGGUGUAAAGAAUCUUGCGGAAAAAAUCAAGAUGUCGCCUGAACUACUCUUGCUUGAGCAGAGGCUAUAUACUACUGCUUCCUAAUGAUAAUUGCAAAUGGCUAAUAAUAAAAUUCUUCUUCUGGGCUUCUUCAAACAUCUAAGAAGUGAGAUUGGUUUUCCAGGAAAGGUAGCUUAAGCACUUUUCUUCCAACUGCUGCGUAUUUCAGGUUCCAUAUAUUGAUGCAAUGACAACAUAAUUUGAAUAGAGUUGUUGGAAAAAACUUCUGUAGAGCAGGCCAUUUUAUGAGAUCCUAAUGCAUCUACAAUCAAUUGAUUGGGUCUGAAUGAUGCUGGCGGUUAAAAGGAGAAGAUUAGAAGGUUAUAUACACAACUACUCAGCUAGCUUGCUCUUUGACAAACGGUAUAUAUGGAAAAUUACAUCCUAUUAAGUGAGAAACAUGCACAAUAUGAUAGUUGAGUAAUUGAAUUAUGAGCAACUUGGGAUUCAUUGGCAAAAGGAUGGGAAAGGAAGUAUGUGAAUAACUAACAACGUAGAAGAGAUUGGCGAUGAAGUAAACUUAUAUGGUAGAUCAAUUCAAAGAGGAGAGCACAACUUACCAUGGGGAACCCUCAAUGAGAUUAGGGAGGGAAUAUCUCUACUGGAAUUGAUACCGUAGAACCAAAUCUUUGGUUUCUUUGGCAACACUAACUUAUGCUGCCAACUAAGCAGUUCCAUCCGUUUUCCCUUAACAACCCCCCACCACGCCUUCCUAGUCGGAAGUACCCAACUGGCCAGUAGUUACCAGACAACCCAGACAGAACAAAAACAUGAGAGGAAAUUGGAGCCAAGUUUGUCCACCGACAAAAGCAAUCAUUGUUGUUACCUGUAGCGAAAAAAUGAAUGGCACGCUGGUGUCGAGAAAUUACAGAACGCUUCCCAAGUAGCCAGGGAAAAACCAAAACCCAAAGAGAUAAAAAAAUAUAUGGGAGGUAACGAAUGAACACUUGUGCCAGGCUGCUAGGAAUCUGUCGUGAUCAAAGAAGUACGGGAUAUUUGCAGAUUCAGUUGUGAAAAUCAAUACAGGGCAGGCGGUUUGUCGAAAGGGCAAGAGCAGCGGUGGGGAUGGCGGAAGACCGGCAACGCAUUAUGAUAGAGGGCGGUGGGGCAUGCGAUUGCGGCGAAAAGAAGGGAAGUUAUAACGAAUCUGUCAAAGGAGGGACAUUUACAGGGAAGGCGAUUAUAUGGAGAGGGUAUUUGGCGGAGAGCAGCGAAGUAAACAGGGGUUUUCCACCCGGUAUUUUAGAGGCUAACGUGGAUAGCUUCUAAUUACAGGAAGGGGUAUGUGGCAGUGGCUUUAAAAUGAAAGUGCUUUAAUAUAUUUUAAGAUAGUUU